ACUUUGAGGAGGAGACAUGGCGUGCGUCAGUGAGAAUGUGGGAACGGUGCAGGGCCGGAUAAAGGUGGAGGUCCACGGCUUGAGUCUGGAGUCAGAUUUCAGUGUUUUUGAGGGGGCAGAUUGAGCGGAGGGUGAACUGAGGCUGUCUUUGUUCGGGAACAGCUCCUGACGGUGCGGUGCGGAGCGCGUAGGCUCACUGCGCCAGCGGGGGAGACAUACAGCACCUCACGCUUCUGAUUCAACGCCGCAAGCUCCUUGAGUGAGCGCGGAGACAUGACUCGCGGAACUAUGCCUUUCCUAAGAGUGCCGCCGUGGUGCUGUUUGUACCUCACUGCUUUGUGGUUUUUCCAUCCAGCGAGCGCGCUCCAGCUGCAGGACGAGCGAGGAUCUAGUAGCCAACUGGAUCUGACGGAGCUCAUUGGAGUUCCUCUCCCUCCAUCCGUCUCUUUCAUUACUGGAUUUGAGGGUUUUCCUGCAUACAGCUUUGGCCCAGAUGCCAACGUAGGCCGUCUCACACGCUCCUUCAUUCCUGACCCCUUCUUCCGCAACUUUGCUAUCAUUGUCACUGCUAAACCCACCACUCGGGAUGGAGGAGUUCUAUUUGCCAUCACAGAUGCUCCACAGAAGAUAGUGCACUUGGGAGUAGCACUAGCUCCAGUAGAGGAUGGGUCACAGCAUGUGGUUUUGUAUUACACAGAACCGGGAGCCACACGCACUCAGGAGGCUGCUUCCUUUAAGAUGGUGGACCUGACAGGCCGCUGGGCCAGAUUCACACUGACUGUGCAGGGAGAUGAGGUGAAGCUCUAUAUGGAUUGCGAGGAGCACCACAGGGUUGCUUUCCGCAGAAGUCAGAAGAGUCUUACGUUUGAGCCCAGCUCAGGCAUCUUUGUGGGGAAUGCAGGAGGAGCCCGGCUGAAGAGGUUUGUGGGAUCUAUCCAGCAGUUGGUUUUGACUCCGGAUCCAAGGGCACCGGAUGAGCAGUGCGAGGAGGAUGACCCCUAUGCAUCUGGGUAUGGCAGUGGUGAUGAUGAAUAUUAUGACACAGAGACCACAGACGAAGUAAAGAAAGUACAUGAGGAGAGACACUACCCUGUACCUGAUGAAGAUCAGACACUUCCGGUUAGAGCGCCCCCUACUGAAGCAUCUUCUGAGGCUCCAUUUGAUGAUGAGGACUUGGAGACUGAGUCCUCAGGUCAGGACCUGGUGCUUACUGAGAGAGAGCCGAGCAGGCCAGAGAAAGCUGUAUAUCAUAAAGGAGAUGAUUAUCCACUUAUGAUGCCAGUGCAUAAAGGGGAGAAAGGUGAACCUGGGCUUCCUGGCCCACCUGGCCCACAAGGACCCCCAGGCACUGCAAGCUCAUAUGGCCCUAAGGGAGACAGCUCAUCUUGGGUAGGACAGCCGGGUGCUCAGGGCCCUCCAGGACUACCAGGACCUACAGGUGCACCAGGGAAGGACGGCCUUCCUGGUAGUCGUGGAGAAAACGGAGAAAGAGGAUUCCCAGGUAUACCAGGUGAUCCAGGAAUAAAGGGAGAAAAGGGUGAUACUGGAGUUGGUCUGCCUGGACCCCCUGGGCCUCCGGGACCAGCAGGAAGAUCAGGGACACCCCGAUAUGUGGAUGCCAUUGAUGGUUCUGGAUUUGAGGACUUUGACAGUGACACAGAGGUUAUUAUUAAGGGUCUACCUGGGCCUCCAGGACCUCCAGGGAAGCCUGGUCCACCUGGCCCCCCUGUAGGUCUCUCUCCUGGUCCAAUGGGACCUGCAGGGGCUCCAGGGAAAGAUGGGAAGGAUGGGGUGAUGGGUAUUCCUGGAAUUCCAAUAAUUGAGGACUGGUUUAGUGGGUCUGGAUUUGAUGCGGGGUCUGGAUUUCAUUCUGGUUCUGGAUUUCAUUCUGGUUCUGGAUUUGAUGUUGAGUCUGGGAUUGAUACUGAGUCUGUAUUUAAGCUUGGCUCAGACCUGGACUUAGUUGAGGGUGUUAACGGCAAAGAUGGUGAACCAGGAAAAGCAGGCCAAAAAGGAGAGAGGGGUGAAGCUGGUUUGCCUGGGAACACAGGGCAAAAGGGUGACUCAGGGCAACCAGGCCUCCCAGGACAACCAGGAGCAGCAGGAACAGAAGGCCCAAUGGGAAAACCUGGCCUACGAGGACCCCCAGGACCUCCAGGUCCACCUGCACGCUUUAGUUUUGAUGUACUGGAUUCUGAGGGCUCAGGAGUGGGCGAAGGCAGUGGCUUUGGGUCGAUUCUCCCUAGAGGGCCUCCUGGUUUUCCUGGUGUUCCUGGGCCCCCAGGACCACAGGGAAAAGAUGGUUUGAACGGUCUUCCAGGCACUUCACAGAAGGGGGCGCCUGGACCUGCAGGACCUGAAGGGAAACCUGGACUACCUGGACUUCCUGGAAGAAAUGGAGAAAAAGGAGAGAAAGGGGAAAUAGGGCAGAAGGGAGAAAGAGGUUUAGAUGGAGUCAGCCUUCCUGGUCCACCAGGGCCGCCCGGACCUCCCGGACCUCUCAUCAACCUUCAGGAUUUACUGGUGAAUGAUACUGAGGGACUUUACAACUUCACAGGGCUAUUUGAACCACAAGGUCCUUUGGGGCCAAGAGGGCCAAAGGGUGACCGCGGCAUCCCAGGAGUUCAGGGCCCCCCAGGGUUAAAGGGUGAGAAAGGAGAACCAGGGAUCACUAUUGGUGCAGAUGGAUCACCGUUGUCUGCAGUGCAUGGGCCUCAGGGACCAAAAGGACUCAAGGGUGACAGUGGUGUUCCUGGACUGCCUGGUGUAAUGGGCCCGGUCGGACCAAGGGGACCCAAAGGGGAAUUUGGAUUUCCUGGCCGCCCAGGUCGGCCUGGGUUGAACGGACGUAACGGAGAAAAGGGAGACUCAAAUGGAUUACCGGGCCCACCUGGUCCCCCUGGCCCACCUGGACGUCCCGGAAUGUUCAACUGUCCCAAAGGAACAGUGUUCCCGAUUCCUCCACGGCCCCACUGUAAAACAGCCACCAACAGCAAUUCUACUGCAGAGGGAGCCAGCUGUUCAACAUCUGGAGCUAAAGGGGAGAAGGGUGAAAGGGGUCUUCCUGGUCCUCCAGGUCCUACAAUUACCAUGCUGCGUGCAGGCACCAUGGGAGAAAAAGGUGACUAUGGCUUUCGGGGAGAGAAGGGAGAGAAAGGCGAGGCAGGGAUGCCAGGGGCAACAGGGAUGCCUGGAACAUCUGGGUUGGUGGGACCUAAAGGAGAAUCAAUCAUUGGACCUUCUGGUCGUCCAGGACUUCAGGGGCCUCCUGGUUCUCCUGGUAUUGGGAGACCUGGUGCUACCGGACCCCGAGGCCCUCCCGGACCUCCCGGACCUCCCGGCUAUAGCUCUGGUGCUGUUAUCACUGGUCCACCUGGACCACAAGGUCCUCCUGGUCCACCAGGACCAGCUGCUGGUGGCUUUGGCUCAGUUAAGAAAUACCCAAAUCUUUAUGCCUUGAAGCAUGAGUCGCACUUGGUUGAAGAGGGAACACUGUCCAUGGUUAGGGAUACGAGUAAACUGUACUUCAAGGUCCAAGGGGGUUGGAGAGAGAUUCAGCUUGGUGGGUUAAUUGAGGUGAAUUCCCCUACUGUUCUCUCACAAGAUGAUGCUCACCCUUUAAUAUUGACUCCUCGACUCAGCAAUACACCUAAAAUUCACACGGGAAGUGCGCUCAGGCUGGUUGCCCUGAACACUCCACUGACUGGGGACCUGGGCUCCAUUCACUCAGUGAAUAAGCAGUGCAGACUGCAGGCUCAGGCCAUGGGAAUCCGAGACGAGUACAGGGCUUUCCUUUCUCACCACCUACAGGACCUGAUUGACAUUGUAGAGCCACCCUACCGUACCAGCCUGCCCAUCGUUAACCUCAGGGGUGAAGUUCUGUUUAAAAACUGGGAAAGCAUCUUCUCCAAUCACAUUCUCCCUGCCGGGAUCCCCCUCUACUCUUUUGAUGGACGAGAUGUGAUGAGUGAUCCUUUCUGGCCACAAAAGGCCAUAUGGCAUGGAUCAUCAGAGAGGGGAAGGCGUCUGGAAGAUAAGAACUGCGAGUCUUGGAGAGCUGGAGACAUGGCCAUCACGGGUCAGGCUUCCUUCCUCUACAGUGGCCUCCUGAAUCAGCAGACCCGUAGCUGCUCCAACCAGUUUGUUAUUUUGUGCAUCGAGACCAACACCAACCACAACACCGUCGAAGAACUCCAACGGGCACAGUUUCGCGCCAGACGCUGGCAUUACAGAAAUUAACGUCGACACCAGAAAACCUCUGCCAUCAACACGUCAACAUGCCAGAAGGUGUAAAUAUCUGUACGUUGAUGAGAAACUAAGGAUCCACCAGUGAGAGCCAUUCUCAGGUUUUGGAGCACAUGGACAUUUUGUAGCAAAGCCAUUUCUCUCACAAUGUAAAGCUGCAUGAUAACGAUGUUUAAGCAGAGGGACGCACCGGGUCUUCAAUCCCUACAAGUCAUUUUGAUGCACUGUAUUUUCAAUUUUCAAUUUUUGGAAAUUCAUAGAUGUCUUUUUUUUCACAUCAUCUUUUCAUUUCAAGUAGCAAAAGAUGUGUCAGUAUUUAAUUUAAUUUCAGUGUUUUAUUUAUACCUGACCGCACAUAAUCUAAAUGUCCAAAAAUUGAGGAUAAAUAUGUAAUUUAUACAGUAGUUUCAGCUGUUCAGAUAAAAAUCUGCUCCUAUUUCUUGCCUCUUUUAUAAAAGAAGAAUUUCUACAGCAUGUCUGUUGAUGAAAUUAUAUUCCUUUUUUUUUUUUUUUUUUUGUAGUUUCUGGAAAUGUGACUGCAAAUAUAUAUUUUUUUCCAGAGAGAGAUCAAGUCCUCAUUUUCUUUUGUUUCAGUUUUUAGGCCAACAGUUUGAGCAGUGGUUAGUGGUAAGGAAGUAAGGAGUAUUCUUUCUUUUCACUGGUGCUUAUUAAAUAAAAUCUCUUUUCCAAAUA
Tachysurus fulvidraco (yellow catfish) is the source of this 4938-nucleotide messenger RNA. It is a transcript of the gene col15a1a, whose product is annotated as collagen, type XV, alpha 1a. The transcript is spliced from 43 exons. The coding region runs from base 274 to 4239 and encodes 1321 amino acids. The record is from RefSeq and is a predicted model, not a curated record. Gene Ontology annotation, cellular component: basement membrane. NCBI's taxonomy places the organism in Eukaryota, Metazoa, Chordata, Actinopteri, Siluriformes, Bagridae.